AUCAAUUGUGGGGUUUUUUUCAACAGGCAAGUGCAGCAAUAUAGGAUGGAGGUGCGGAGCUCUGAACCAGUCAAGUUUGCUCUGAAAGCUUUCUCUGCUGUUAGCAGCAACAACUAUGUCAAGUUCUAUAAACUACUCAGAUCUACGACAUAUCUGAAUGCUUGCAUCAUGCAUCGUUACUUCAUGCAAGUACGGAACAUGGCAUUAGAUGUGAUGAACAAAGCCUACACCGUCAGCCAAACCAGAGGAUCUCGCUUCCCAUUGGCUAAGAUCACAACGACACUGGCGUUUGAUAACCAAUCACAGGCAUUAGAGUUCUGUCUGUCUCAUAACCUGGCUGUAGAGGAUGAGAUGAUUCAAUUUAGUCGUGCUGCCUUCCAACAUCCAGACAUCACUCCAUCACCUGAGAGAUCACUGAGGAUCAUUGAAGCCAAGAAUACCAUGACCAUCGGAGAGGUAGUCAAUGGCGGCCCACUACCACCAGAUGUCCUCCACAAAGCUUCGUCAAGUUUUGAUGAGAAUGGCCUCUACAAGGGCUACACAGUCGUCACUACGGAAACAGCAGCACCAGAGAGCAAAGAUGUUGUUCCAGAGAAGGCAGAGCUUGCAGAAAGCAUCCUCAAACCUGCAGAUGACCAGAUCAUGACAGUACCAACUAGUAUUCCGACAGCCGUCCCACAGAUAGCUACUAAAGUACUCUACCCUAGCACGGAGAUAAAAGAGGCUGCACGAGGCUUGUUCUUGGAGGUGAUUGAUGAGAUGGUUCGAGAUCUUAGUAACAGCUUCCUGGGCUGGCUACGUCUCAUUCAAGUUGGUUCAGUGGAGAUUCUACACAGCACUAUCGAGAGAGUAGUAUUACCAUCCAUCAGGGAGAUUGCACAAGGCGUCAUAGACCAAGAACAACACAGACAUCAAGAGACUCAGAUAGCUGAGAUGAAUCGACGUCGUCUGGAGCAACAAGCAAGAGAAGAAGAGAGACAAAGACAAAUCAUGAUGGAAAGGAAAGAGAGAUUGGAACGGACCGUGACUAACGUCAUGGAGGAGACAGUGGAUGAAGUAGUAGAUGAGCAAUCUAGAAUGAUCAGUGCUGCUGAGAUUAGAGCUGUAGAGCAGCAGCUGAAGCAGGAAUGCAUUGAGCGUGCCACAUCUGAGCUGCAUCAUGAGCUGAUUGAGGAGGUCCUCAUGUCAGAAUGUCACCAUGUAGCUGCUGAGGUCAUCCAGUCAGAGACAGAGCUACGAGACCAACGAUUGGCUGAGAGUGAGAGAGCUGUACUGAUGGCACAGACAGCCAGAUACUUACAAAGGUGGUACCGGGUCUACACCAAACGCAUUCAUCUCAAGCGCACCCUACUGACCUUCCCUGCUGCACCGCCCAACCAAACAGCUGCUGAGCAACUGAAGGUACUAUGGGCUGGUAGAACUGAGAGGUCAGAGGUCACAGAAGGCCACCACCGACGAGACGUCACGCUGGACUCACCGUUUGGCAUUGUGACAGGCAGAGAAAGCAUCGCUAGAUCCAUUCUGAAAGUCCACUACCUCAAGAACCUUCGCCAACAACAAGCAUGGUCGCCCCUUGACCUACCCAGCAUGCUUAGCAACUCCUUCCAUUCCCAUCAUGCAUCUGGACAGGCAGGCAAGAGGCAACAGCAUCAUUAUUGGAAACUAGUUGCUUCCUUGCCGAGUGGUAGGUCACAUGACAAGAAGGUGCUCUGUGAUUGGCUGACGGCAAAGCUACAGAGAGGAAGAAUUUCUGAAGGAAUUCGCAAGAAGCAGCUUGAGGAUAAUAGUCAGGUUGAGACGUUGAGUCUAUACUCCAGCAAAGUCCCCCACAUCUCACCUAGCCAACUAUGCACACUCAGCAUCUGUACAAAGGUCAUGGCAGGGUCACUAGACCUAACACAUCAGCCUCAAACACGGCAUCAGCUGCUAGGAACCAGUGGGAUCCUGUUUGGACUGGAUCAACCCAGUCAAGACCAGAACUAUUGGCAACAAGCCAAAUCCAGGCUGGACUCCAUCUUGCAAGCCAAGCCCACAUCACCACCUCCUCCAGUAGUCAUCGCACUCCUUGAUUGGCCAGCUACUGAGCAUGCUCAGAGCAUGUGUGUGGAGAGGCUCGGACUCCAUAGGCUGUCUCAGAUGGGAUUAGUGUCUUCAUAUUGCUUCAUGCAGCUGAAUGGUGAUGUAGAGGAUCCAGUCAAUAACCAAGAGUUGGGUGAGUGCCUAGAAUGGCUUGCCUCACGUUGUGCCCAGCCUCCCCAGCUAUCUGAGGACUCUCUCAAGGGUUACCUAGAUACUGGGAUGACCGAGUUCUUUAGCUUACCACUCCAUGAAGAUGCCAGGACAAGACGGGAUGCUGGUCUUCCUGAACAGGGUUGUCAUCAUGUGAUUGACUUGUACAAUGCUACAGUCAGGCACCUUGCUGAUGUAGCAAGCAGUAGUACCCUGACUUCUCUCUCCUGGCCACCUACAGAGUUUACCAAGACGGAUAAUCAGACAGAGCUUCCAGAUCCUGACUGGAAUGCCUCCGACACCAUGCAGCUACUACGAGAUAGGAUGCUGUCACUAAUACUCCCUGCUCUCCCAUUGGUUCAUGAGGAUGAUGAAUGGCAGCGUGUGUGUGAUCUGUGUCAUGGAUACCUUGCCACCAUUCCUGGCAGUCAUAGGGGUAAAGCACCUCUCUUCGCAAGAGUUCAGAGACUACUUGAGAAAUGUCGUCGUAGCUUUGAAGAUACCUGCUACCUAGCCUAUGAUGCACCAGGCUGUGAGCCAAUGGCAGGCCACGUACCAUGGACAAGAAUCAUACAGGAAUGUAUCGACUAUGUUAUGUCUACUGUACAGUCACAUGACCUUACAGACGGUGAUGAAGGCAAGCAAAUGACUGUUUACUACAUUCAGAGCGAGUUUGAUAGUUUCAAGAUCCCUCAGACCUGGAAAGAAGCUCUUCAUACAACGACAGAAGACAGCUUCCUUCAACCUCCAAGAUUUGCAUCCCAGGUAGCCGCUGUAGUUCAACAAAAGCAGACAGAGUUUAUGGAGAGGCAACUGGAAGCAACAAUGAUUGAGAUGAAGGACAUCAGGAAACCAGCAGUCAGUGUCUUGGACAGGGAGCCAUUGUAUGCUGUUGAUGCCAAGGAGUCAGCUCAAGCUGUCAAGACUGUGCUGUCAUCUGCAAAAGAAGAAUCCAAAAUGUUUGAUGACCUACUACAGCAGUGGCUUCAUGGCACAAAUGAAAUGACAUCACAAGAUGGCAGGACUGAAACGGAUUCCUCGUCUAAAUCCCCAGCAAGCCCACCACGUUUGGAGCAAAGUCUUCAAGACUUAACAUUGGCUAUGGAGUCUGAACGACAAGCUGCUAGACUCACAGAACUCAGACUAGCAAGUCUGCUCAGUCUCUGAACAGUUGUCUUGCUAUGGAAGGGUGUGUCUUAUCAUGCAUUGAUUGAUAUGACAUGUUGCCAUUGAAAUCAUGUCUAGUCAUUAUUUGAGCUGAUCCCUGUGCAUACAAUAUCAUCAUCCUGGAAGUUCUUGCAGUGAAAGGAAAUACAAUCGUAUGUUAUUUGUGCACUUUUUUAAGUUGGAGCCACAAAUUGCUCAAAAUAUUAAGAGGGGGCAUAUAACAGCUCCGUGACAACUGAAAACAGAGUAAACAGAGAAACAUGUGCACAACCACUCAGUCAAUUGACUGGUUUUUGGAAAUAAAGAGUGAUAUGGACAAAAUCCUGUUACGUGAUCAAAAGGCUGUGAAAAUGUUUUCAAUGUUUUCUCAAAAAGUGUAAUAUCCAUUGUGCUUAAACUUCAACAGGUUACAUUUUGAACAGUCUGCUUCGGAUUUUGAGUGGUGCUCUUAUUGGAAACGAACAAAACGUAUGAGAAGCGACUGAUCCUAUGUAUGCCUUUAAGUACUUAAGUAACUGUAAAAAGUAAGUAAAGUCUGUCCCGAGCCAAUGUGGCUCAUCAGGCCGGUGUUUAUCUCCGGUUUCCUUGGCAUGAAACGACUGAGAAUAUUUCUACUCCCCCUGAAUGGGAUGCCA
Messenger RNA from Patiria miniata (bat star), 4031 nucleotides. RefSeq names its product germinal-center associated nuclear protein-like (gene mcm3ap). Gene Ontology annotation, cellular component: nucleus; cytoplasm; transcription export complex 2. Gene Ontology annotation, biological process: mRNA export from nucleus. The transcript is spliced from 19 exons. Bases 46 to 3396 code for a protein of 1116 amino acids. Lineage: Eukaryota; Metazoa; Echinodermata; Asteroidea; Valvatida; Asterinidae. The record is from RefSeq and is a predicted model, not a curated record.